UCUUUCGGUUUGUAAAAAGUAACAGUGUAAUACUCAAUUACUAGUUUACUACUUCUUUAGUUCUUUGGCAAGCUUUUGGCUCAAGAUCGAAACAAACAAACAUCCAGUUUGUUACUUCUACAACUCGUUAUUCUUGCUUCUGCACACAAGUAAGUUUGCUCUCCUAUUGCCCCAAACACAAGCCAAGUUUUCUCUCCUAUAAGAUACUAAUGAAGAAUGAUGAUGUCUUGGGAGAUGGCAUCCCUUUUGAACAGGAACGUACCCUGAGGCAAAUGUGCUAUCAAUUGCUCAAGUUGCCAGUAGGGAAGAAUAAGAAUCUGCAAUUUCCAGGGUUGCACCCAGUUUCGCUCAAUCGCGAAAACAUACAACUGCUAAAGCAAAGAAUGUAUUAUGCAACAUGGAAAGCUGAUGGAACGCGAUAUAUGAUGUUGAUUACCAAUGAAGGCAGUUACUUGAUUGAUAGGAAGUUUCGGUUUAGGAGGGUUCAGCUUAGAUUUCCUUGCAGGCACACUGAUGGUUGUGGGGGGAACGCUCACCACCUCACUUUACUUGAUGGUGAGAUGAUAAUUGAUACAAUACCCGGUUCGGGGGAGCAGGUAAGAGGAUACCUGAUAUUUGAUAUAAUGGCUAUUAAUUCAAUCUCCCUUGUGGGGCGACCUUUUUGUGAACGUUGGGAAAUGAUUGAGAAGGAAGUGAUUGAGCCCAGAAAUUAUGAAAGUAAUCAAAUUCAAGGGAGCCAGAAUCCUCAUUAUAGAUAUGAUUUGGAAACAUUUGGGAUGAGAAGGAAGGAUUUUUGGUUCCUCAGUACAGUCAACAGUGUGUUGAAAGACUUCAUCCCAAAGCUUCCGCAUGCUGCUGAUGGCCUUAUCUUUCAGGCUUGGUUUGAUCCUUAUGUUCCUCGAACACAUGAGGGUCUUCUGAAAUGGAAGUACGCAGAGAUGAAUUCAGUUGAUUUUCUGUUUGAGAUGGUUGGCCAUCACCAACAGCUUUAUCUUCAUGAAAGAGGGAAGAAGAAGCUGAUGGGAGCAACUAAAGCUGUGUUCGAUGAUGGUAGCAGUCCCUCUUUGUACUCUGGGAAGAUCAUUGAAUGUUCUUGGAAUUCUGAACAUAGAGCAUGGAGUUAUAUGCGGAUUAGGUCGGACAAAUCAACUCCGAAUGACUAUCGCACAUAUCUACAAGUGAUGAGAAGUAUAGAGGACAACAUCACUGAAGAGUCCUUGAUCAAUGAGAUCAGUAGAAUAGUUAGACUACCAAUAUAUGCAUGUAGGAUACCAAGUGCCAAGAAGCCUAAUGAUAUCAAUAUCAUUAACAUUUAUGUUGGUUCCCAGUAGAAUAUGUUGUCUGCCACUCCAGUCGAGGAAUCUAGUUCCCAGCCCUGCAGAAGCGAGUGCUGCAUUGAGAAAAGAGAUUCUUCAUCAGAUUACAUCCUUGGGAUUUGAGAACUUUAACAUUUAAUUUCUGAGAUGAGAUUUUUUACUGGUAAAAAGUCUCUGUUGUGCUGGGCCGUUCACACACUUUUUUCUCUUACAAGUUGCAACAGGAGAUGAUAACUUAAUGAUCUGAUAUAACCUACUGAUUUUGAAACUUUGAAGUUUAUAAGGCCUGUAGUUUACUGUUGAAUAUGCAUGCAAACAUAUUUCCCUAAAUAGAAUGUUGGGAGCAUUAUGAGUGGAUAAAGAGGUAUUCCAAAAUCUGAAGAGUAGCUUAAGUCCCUGUUUAGAAUCAAGAACUUGAUUAGCCAUUUUUCACAGACGAGGAUAAACGUAAUAGCUGUUUAGCCUUGUUGAAGUUAGCUUGGUUUCAGUUCCGGAUUCUUUCAGAGAAUUUAUUUGUAUUUGUUUGUGGUAUCCAUCCUGUAUGUAAAGUUUAGCUUACAAAGAAUUACUUGGGAUUGACAGCGAAAA
This is a messenger RNA of Coffea arabica (coffee), 1904 nucleotides long. RefSeq lists its product as uncharacterized. Gene Ontology annotation, molecular function: ATP binding; mRNA guanylyltransferase activity. The record is from RefSeq and is a predicted model, not a curated record. Gene Ontology annotation, biological process: 7-methylguanosine mRNA capping. NCBI's taxonomy places the organism in Eukaryota, Viridiplantae, Streptophyta, Magnoliopsida, Gentianales, Rubiaceae.